AUGGGGGCGCUCUGCUGCUGCCCGCGGUUGGACGAUUUCGACGACCCGGGGGGGUAUGGCGCCGCUGCUAGAGCAGGCAGCAACGGUCGCAUGGGAGGAGCAGGAGGAGGGGGAGGAGGAGCAGCGGCGGCGUCUCGGUGCCUACUGCUACAGCAGUGCCUCUGCUUGCACUGCCUCGUUCGAUGGCUGCUGCAGUCCUACGUCAGAGUUCGUGCUCAGAUUGAUGGUCGUCCCCUUCCCGACCCUUCCGAUCCCUCCUCCUCCUCCACCCCCCUCCACGCCCCCGCUCCCUCCUCCGCGUCCUCCUCUUCUUCAGCCAUCCUCUCCCCCUCCUCCUCCUCUUCCUCUCACCAUCAUCAUCAUCAGCACCACCAAUACCAUGGUAGCACUUUUUCCUCCUCCCCUUCACCCCCCUCGUCCUCCCGCUCCCUACCAUCCUCAUCCACUGAACUCUUUCCUGAUACUUUCCGUGCCCCUGCCCCCCCUCUUCCUUUCUCAUACGACAUGGGGGGUUCACACUCCCGUGAUGCUGCGUGGUCGAGGCGGGGUGGGAGAGGAGGGAUGGGAGAGCAGAGUGCAGCGGAGAGUAGAUGGGGGAAGCGGGACGGUGGUGGAAGUGCGUUUGCUGGCGCUGCUCCUGCUCCUGGAGUUUCCGGUGGUGGUGAUGGCGCUGCUGCUGCUGCUGCUGCUGGUGCCGAUGGUGGUAGCGGUGACAGGAUGUGUUUGGCAGGAAAAGGCAGUGCUCGAUCCAGGAACAGCAGCAGCAGCAGCAACAGCAGCAGCAAUGGCAGUGGCAGUGGUGCUUGUAGCGAGACCCUGGAUUCCCGUUCCCCAUCCGUUCCGUUUCUCCAGAGACGUGUGGCAGCCGCAGCAGCUGCUGCUGCCGCUGCAGCGGCAGCUGCAGGCUCGGCCGCAGCCUCGGCGGCAGCAGCAGGUGCGGCUGCUGCAGCUUCGGCGGCAGGCGAGGAGAGAGGAGACAGAGACGGGUCGAGGGAACCACUGAUAAGAACAACUGUUGCUGCUGGUACUAGUGGCAGUGCCGGUGCUCCCCGUCGUGCUGCUGGUGGUGGUGGUGCCAGUGGUGGUGUGGGUGGGUCGCUAUCGCCCACAACUAUGGCACCAUUCCAUGUGGAAGGACCAGAUGCAUCUGGAAUGAUGCGCCUGCCCAGCUCAGAAGGGUUUCCUGCUGCUGCUGCUGCUGCUGCUGCUGGCCGUGAUAGUGCCAGUGGUGCUGAUCGUGGCAGUGGGGGUAGUGGAUGCAGGGGAGGUGGUGGUGGUGGUGGUGGUGGUGGUGUGGGUGGUGGUGAUGAGGCAGAAGCAGCACCGUCGACAGCUCUGGCAUGGUAUCUCUCUCGGGUGGCAUCAGCCACAUCUCUUGCUGAUGAGGACUGCUGCCCCACCUGCCUUGAAGUUUGGCAACAAGUGGAUGCUGCUAUUGAUCUGGCAUCUGCUGCCCGCCCUCUCUGCCUGCCCUCUCUGCCUGCCCUCUCUGCCUGCCCUCUCUGCCUGCCCACUCUGUUUGACCCACUGAUUGCCUCCUUUUCCCUUUCACCGUCCCCCUCCACCUUCCGCUCCCCCUCCGCCUCCCCUUCCCCCUUCCCCUCCACCUUCCGCUCCCCCUCCCCCUCCCCUUCCCCCUUCCCCUCCACCUUCCGCUCCCCCUCCCCCUCCCCUUCCCCCUUCCCCUCCACCUUCCCCUCCCCCUCCCCCUACCCCUCCCCUCCCCCUCCCCCUCCCACUCUCCCUCCCCCUCCCCCUCCCCCUCCCCAUCUCCCUCCCCCUCCCCCUACCCCUCCCCUCCCCCUCCCCCUCCCACUCUCCCUCCCCCUCCCCCUCCCCCUCCCCAUCUCCCUCCCCUUCCCCCUCCCCCUCCCCCUCCCCCUCCCCCUCCGCGCCUCCCUCCCCCUCCCUCUCCCCCUUCUCCCCCCUCCCCUCCCCCUUCCCCUCACCCUCCCCCUUCCCCUUCCCUCCCCCGCUCGCUCCCCUUUCUCCUCUCCCUCCUCCUACUCAGAGCAUUACCUGCAGUAA
Messenger RNA from Closterium sp. Naga37s-1, 2028 nucleotides. The record is from the annotation of a GenBank genome assembly. Lineage: Eukaryota; Viridiplantae; Streptophyta; Zygnematophyceae; Desmidiales; Closteriaceae.